Dalotia coriaria is the source of this 2250-nucleotide messenger RNA. RefSeq lists its product as uncharacterized. Lineage: Eukaryota; Metazoa; Arthropoda; Insecta; Coleoptera; Staphylinidae. Gene Ontology annotation, molecular function: structural constituent of chitin-based larval cuticle. The transcript is spliced from 2 exons. The record is from RefSeq and is a predicted model, not a curated record. Gene Ontology annotation, cellular component: chitin-based extracellular matrix. Bases 350 to 1732 code for a protein of 460 amino acids.
CGGUACGUUUCGCGUCGCGCUCGCGUUCGCGUUUUCUCUCAUUAGCGCACGGCGCGCACGCCGCACGUCGCGCCGAUUCAAUAUCUUUGCAUGAUUUUCCUGCGACAUCACGCGCAAAAACUUAAUAUUAAUAAAUCACCGAAAAUGACAGCACAAUAGAAUUUAAUAUUUAAUUUAUUGACUUUUCGUGUGAUUUAUAUGCAUGAUAAAAAUUGAAAAAGGUUUUUAAUGGUGACACAUGUGAUGAUAACUGAAUUGGAAAAUUAUUGUUUAAGAUAAAUAAUAAACUUUAAAUUAAAAUUUAGUUUUUGGACUUUCUGAGAGUGUUGAAGAUUCAAAAGGAGGAAACAUGAAGGGAUUUUAUUAUGCCAUCAUUUUAUUGGUGGUUGUAACACUCUUACUGCCGGAACACAAUGCUACACCAGCAAUACCAUCACCCGGAACGUACUCAGACCCGACACAAGAUCAAUUCCACAUUCAAACAGACGAAGGUCCAGAACGAUACUUCCGGUACCAAACCCAAAGCGGACAAUAUCGUAAAGAAAAACGCCUUGAAGAUGGUACAGUUGUGGGAUCCUAUGGAUGGAUAGAUUCUACUGGAUUACUACGACUUCAAGAUUACAUCGCAGACAAUGCGGGAUACAGAAUUCUAAGAACAAAAGACAUCUAUGUUGGAAGGAACCGACCAAUUUCCCAAGCAAUUAAAGCAGCUAAGAAAAUUCCUGGGGUUGUUGGAUCAAGCAUACCAGUUGCCCCAGUGGGUAAUCCAAGUGUCUACCUUCCACCAGUUUCUUCAACAACACCCAGUCCUAUUACAUCAACUCCUAGUUUUCUUAGUACCACAUAUAAUCCCCGAGUAGACAUAUCCCACAAUUCCUACCCAGGUGUAUUCAAUGGUUACUCUACUACACCUUCUCCUGUGAGUAGUACUAUCUUACCUCCUCCUGUUACCUCAACCCCAUCACCGUUCCAGUCUACAACUGUUUCCUCACUUCCAUCUUCAACUGCGUUUGUAUCACCAACGCCCACACCUGGAACAGUUGUUAUCUCCCCGAAAGUUCCUUACCCAACUGCUCAUUACUUACCAAGUGUAUCUUCCACACCUUCUCCGUUUAUUACGUCUAUAUCAUCCACACCUAUACCCUCGCCAUCUCCAGUGUUUAUUACAACUCAUAGACCUGCGUAUAAUGGUCUAUUUCUAAGUACGACUCCUUCACCUUUAGGUCCUAUUGGUCCUAACUAUGGUAGUCUUUCCUCAACACCACAUCCAUUGAAUAUAUAUGAUUCCCCAACGCUUACACCUCAGAUCAAUUCGAAUGCCUUGGAUGAUUUUUACGAUUCGAAUGAGAAUCCGUACAUUCAUCAUAAUGGUCCUACAUAUCCAAUUGAUAGACAUGGUAAUUCAUAUUUUGGAAGGGCACGUCCACAAAAUAGACAACCUGCACCAACAAAUGGUUACAUAGGAAAUGGUUACGAUCCGCAAUACCCUCAGUAUAAUGGUGUUUCUGUAACUAACGAUGGUUUCCGUUACUAUAUCCCACGUGCCUACCAUGAGGAACAAGAUACAGGGUAUUCAAAAUCAGGAAGUUUUGGAUAUAUAGAUCCAUUUGGAAUUCGUCGUGUUGUUUAUUAUAAUGCUGGGGCAGAUGGAUUCCAACACAGAAAAAACAAUCGUUAUGUGGGAUUCAACGCGACGCCUUAUGAUCCAAGACCUUACAAGAAGAGGAAAUGAUUGAUCGAUCGAUAAAUGGACGAAACGAAAACGAACGAAUUAGAUUAAAGUAGAUUAUAGAGUUUGAAUGUUUGUAUGAAUGAUUUACUUUUUUUGUGUUGAAUGCGAGUAGUUCUUUCGAUUAAAUUAUUAAUUUAUGUUACACUUUUCCCUAUUUUGUUGUGAGGUUAAUUUAUGGGUGAAUUGUUGUAGAAUGCUUGUUAAUUUAGUUGUUAGGUUGUGUUAACGUAAUUAACUUUAGAUGAAUAGGGUGCCAUUUUGUUUUUAGUGACGAUUUCACGAAUUAUUGUUUAUAAUUUUGAUAAUAUCAUGGAUUUUACAAAGCAAGGAACAUAAAUUUUAAUACAAAUUAUUAUAGACACUAGUUCGGAAACCGUACAAGCACGUUGUGUUUUUAGUUUAACUACAAAAACAAAAACUGGGAAUAUAAUAUUAAAUAACGUUGUAAGGACAAUAAAUACUGAUUAACAUCCAAAGAAAUACAACUUUUGUAUCGAAAAAUAAAGAAAUAGAUAAAA